Messenger RNA from Dioscorea cayenensis subsp. rotundata (Guinea yam), 1232 nucleotides. Its product is annotated as heptahelical transmembrane protein 4-like. Lineage: Eukaryota; Viridiplantae; Streptophyta; Magnoliopsida; Dioscoreales; Dioscoreaceae. Gene Ontology annotation, molecular function: signaling receptor activity. The transcript has 2 exons. Gene Ontology annotation, cellular component: membrane. The record is from RefSeq and is a predicted model, not a curated record. The coding region runs from base 99 to 1190 and encodes 363 amino acids.
UUCAUCUCUAACUUGGCCUUCUUCUUCUUCUUCUUCUUCUUCUUCUUCUUCUUCACAAAUCAUCAUCAUCAUCAUCUCUUGGCUUAAUAAUUCUCACAAUGAGUUGUUGCAGUACUGUUACAUUGGACAAGGCUUACUCCUUCAAAGGAGAACAACAAAUCAAGCACAUGCUUUUAUCUCCAAGAGUAGAGAAGGAGAUAAAGAUGGAACCAUGCAAAGAGGACAAUUAUGAGCUUGUCAGCUUCGAUGCCUUACCAAACUUUCUCAAAGAUAAUGAGUUCAUCUUGAACUAUUACCGAUCUGAAUGGCCCUGGAAACAGACCCUCCUCAGCCUCUUCUCUGUCCACAAUGAAACCUUAAACAUCUGGACGCACUUGAUUGGAUUCUUCAUCUUCUUAGCUCUCACUAUAUGCGCUGUUUCAAUGGUUCCCUUUGGAUCUCAACCUGAAGUGAAUGGCAUAGAGAUUAACAAGACAAACUUGUCAGUGAUCACCUUGCCUUCAAUUGAUCAUAUGAUCUCAUCUUCAUUCAAUUGGUACCUCCCAACAUACAUAGAGAAAGAGAUUGCUAACGAAGCACAAGGGACAGUAACAAGAUGGCCUUUCUAUGCCUAUUUGUUUGGAGCUAUGUUAUGUUUGUUCACCAGCAGUGCUUGUCAUCUUCUCUCAUGUCACUCAGAGAAGUGUGCUUAUACAAUGCUUCGACUCGAUUAUUCCGGCAUCUCGACACUCAUUGUCACCUCCUUCUACCCUCUUGUUUACUAUUCUUUCAUGUGUUUACCAUUCUAUCGAAACCUCUACAUCGGAUUCAUCACCGCCUUUGGUAUUGCCACCAUCAUGGUCUCGCUUUUCCCGGUCUUUCAGACGCCACAGUUCAGGUCUGUCAGAGCAUUGCUCUUCUUUUGCAUGGGAGUUUCAGGCCUGGUUCCAAUCAUGCACAAGGUGUUUGUGUUUGGCCAUCAACCAGUGGCCAUGAUCACCACAGUGUAUGAGUUAGUCAUGGGGCUCUUUUACGGUGUCGGUGUCAUCGUCUAUGCUGCGAGAGUCCCUGAGAGAUGGUGGCCAGGGAAGUUCGAUCUCAUCGGACAUAGUCAUCAGCUAUUCCAUGUGCUUGUGAUUGCCGGAGCUUAUACACACUACCUUGCCAGUGUUAUGUACCUCAAUUGGAGGGACAUGGAAGGGCAAUGUUAAAAAUUGUAUAAACAUUAUUGAUUCAUUAAUUUAUUCAUUGAA